Perkinsus marinus ATCC 50983 is the source of this 165-nucleotide messenger RNA. RefSeq lists its product as hypothetical. NCBI's taxonomy places the organism in Eukaryota, Perkinsozoa, Perkinsida, Perkinsidae. The record is from RefSeq and is a predicted model, not a curated record. The transcript has 2 exons. The coding region runs from base 1 to 165 and encodes 54 amino acids.
AUGCCGGCUGCAUGCCCUGGCCCUAUCAAUGGCCCUGUCUGUUUCGAGGAUGACAUUGCACAUGUUCAGGUGAAUAACGGUUAUAGUAAAAAGUACGCCGAUGGAUGGGAACGAAUCUUUGGGAACGGCAAGGGUAAAGGUGGCAAACAGGCUACCAAAAAAUAG